GGGGAUCUGUUGAAUCACAACUUUGAGUGAAAUGUUGACAAUAGCUUUUAGACUAUUCAUCCUGCUUGCCAGCAUCUUGUACAAUGUACAUGGCAAUGUUUAUAACGCUAGCCAUUUACAGGAGAGAUUUCUAGUUGAUGGCAAUACCAUAACUGUGACUAUUGAUUCUCACCAUGCCAUCCACACGGUCAGUGACAAAUUUGUUAGCAUUACUCUUGAUUCCUGGGAACUCAAAUAUAACCUAAAGUUUUUCCAUUUAAGCCUAAAGAAGAUACGUAACCUUGCCAAAGGUCUGGCUCCAGCGUAUCUCCGUGUAGGGGGAACGGCCGCAGACUCCCUGAGCUUUAAAUCAGGGCCAUCAACAGACUUCAUAAUGGACGAGCGGGAGCUGGACACCCUGUAUCAUUUCGCAAGAGAUGUUGGCUGGGACAUGAUCUUUGACCUCAAUCUGCUUCACCGUCAUCACGGAGAAUGGGACUCUACUAAUGCCGAAUCACUGAUGAAGUACGCCGCCAGCAAAGGAUACAGGUUCCAUCUGGAGUUAGGAAAUGAACCGAAUUUAUACGAACGUAGAGGCAUUCACGUGGACCCAGCCCAGAUAGGCCGUGACUAUGGCAAACUUAAGCAUCUGAUGAAUUCUAUCCACCCUUUUAACGAAAUGAUGCUGGUAGGUCCGGCUUUCACAGGCAGUUUUCAUGUGGACUACGCUGAGAAGUUUCUGUCAACAGGGUCGACUUAUAUCGACGCCAUGACAGUGCAUCAGUAUUACAUGGACGGAUCGAAAGCGAAGGCGGAAGAUUUCUUGAAUCCGGACAUCCUGGAUAAUUUCAAGCGUUUGGCCAUUCAUCGGUCUCAGGAAGCCUUAUCCAAGCAUUCAAAAGGAACAAAGACUACCUGGGUGCUAGAGACGAGUUCAGCCUACGGGGGAGGCGCCCCAGUGCUCUCAGAAUCCUUUAUCGCCGGCUUCACGUGGUUGGACGAACUCGGCAUGGCUGCUGCCAAUGGUAUCCCUGUUGUUGCCAGACAAAACUUUGUGGGAGCACAUUAUUCUCUUGUUGCAAAUGAUAACCCAUUGCCAGACUACUGGUUGACAUUGCUACACAAACGUCUGGUAGGACGGAAAGUUCUCAAGGUCACCUCUAGCGAACAUAAUCGUCACUUCCGGAUCUACGCCCAUUGCUCCAAGGAACAUGGACAUCCUCACGGUGUCACAUUUUUCUUUCAAAAUAUGCUGAGUUCCGAAGUGAAGCUAAACCUGGAGCAGUACACUAAUCAUUAUUAUGAGCUCUACAUCUUGACGGCUGGCGGAGACGGGUCUUUGACAUCUAAGACCGUGAAGUUAAACGGCCAUGAACUGCAUAUGAACGGUGAUUCCCUGCCUACCCUCUCACCGGUAACCGACAGAGUCUGGCCUGUGAAGGUUCCCGGCCACUCGUUCGGGUUCCUGGUCUCACCCCACGCCGACGCAUCCGCAUGCCCAUGAAGCAAAGUUAGACACUUAACAAGCGGAACAUGCAUUUUUGUGUUUAUAUGUAGAGAAUAAAAGUGGAUAUA
Messenger RNA from Liolophura sinensis, 1554 nucleotides. Its product is annotated as inactive heparanase-2-like. Gene Ontology annotation, molecular function: hydrolase activity, acting on glycosyl bonds. The record is from RefSeq and is a predicted model, not a curated record. Lineage: Eukaryota; Metazoa; Mollusca; Polyplacophora; Chitonida; Chitonidae. The transcript has 10 exons. Gene Ontology annotation, cellular component: membrane; extracellular matrix. Bases 32 to 1483 code for a protein of 483 amino acids.